GCGAAGAAGCGGAUAACGAACAACAGUAACAAAAGCCUUUCGUGCACUCCGUUAAACCGCAAGAAUCAUUGGAACAGAAACCCCAACUCCGCACUUCUACCCAGCCAUGUCCUCUUCCUCGACAUCCAGUCCCACGGACAACAGCUCACACGGAUCGGUGGCACUGUCCUCUUUUAAUGGAGCCUUAAACCCGGCCUCCGGAACGAAUACCAGUACCCAAAGCAACGCCCAGAAGCCAUUUUCCCUCUCCGAGCGUCUGAACUUCGAGAUUUACCGUUACUCCAGCUACUCGCCUAAUUAUCUGCCCGAAAACGUCCUGGUAGACUGCCCCAACGAUCAGACUUCCAGGUGGUCCGCCUACACCAACAGUCCACCGCAAUUUCUCACCUUGAAGCUUCGCCGUCCCGCCAUUGUGAAGAAAAUCAAGUUUGGCAAGUUUGAGAAGUCGCAUGUGUGCAAUAUCAAGAAAUUUCGCGUUUACGGCGGCUUAGAGGAUGAGCACAUGGUUUUGCUACUAGAGGGUGGCCUAAAGAACGACAACGUACCAGAAGUAUUCAACCUGCGCUGCCUUACCGAAGACGGUUCGGAGAAUCUGCCAAUACUGUACCUAAAGAUCGUGCCACUGCUCUCCUGGGGCCCGUCAUUCAACUUUAGCAUCUGGUACGUGGAGCUGCACGGGCAGGACGACCCAAUGUACACCAGUGCCCGCAUGAAGAAUUACAACUCCCUGAGGGAGGUGGAGAUUAUCAAGUUGUGCUUGAAGCACUUCCGACAGCAGGGCUACAUGAGUGCCUUCGGGGCGCUCCAGGAGCAGACGAAUGUUCAACUGGAGCACCCGCUUAUUAGCGAACUGCACAAGUGCUUGGUUUUGCAAGGAGACUUUGAAAAGGCUGAGCGUUUUAUAGUCGAGUGCAUUGACGAGGGUCUAAUGGAUGAGUAUUUACACAAACAGGACUACAAGCACAGUUGGCAUAUGAAGCACACCGAAAGCGACAUGAAGCCUGGCUAUCGUGGAGGCCAUCAGCUGGUGGUGGAUGCCAAAAAACGACUGAUAUAUCUGUACGGUGGCUGGGAUGGGUACCAGGACCUCAGUGACCUUUGGGUGUUCAACAUCGAUGAGGAUCAGUGGUCACUGCUAUGCGAAAGAUCUGAGCUUUCCAAUGGACCCACUCCGCGAUCCUGCCACAAAAUGGUUUUUGAUCCUAUUAGCGAAAACGUGUUCAUGCUUGGUCGUUAUCUGGAUAACUCUAUAAGAACUUCGGAUUACAUAAAGAGCGACUUCUACCUUUACGACACGAGAGCUGGAAACUGGAUGCAGAUCUGUGAUGACACCAGUCAAGUGGGAGGUCCACAGCUUGUCUACGAUCACCAGAUGUGCAUGGAUGCCGAUAAGCGGACCAUUUACGUAUUUGGUGGCAAAAUACUCACGCCACGAAGUGUCAACGCCACCGGAGCGAUAGAGCCGGAGUAUUCGGGUCUGUUUUCCUAUCAUAUAGCAACGAAUACCUGGGCGCAGAUACUUGUCGACUGUCACCACGCCAGCGCAUCGCUGGCAGAUGUGAUGUCCAUUAAGUCCAGGAUUACACACUGCAUGGUUUUCCAUAAUAAACAUCGAAAACUCUACAUUUAUGGGGGCCAACGAGGCAAGGAGGAUCUGGACGAAUUCCUCAGCUACGAUGUAGACACCCAGGCUAUAUCCGUGCUCAACAAAGAGCACCCGAAUCAUGGAACCACCGCCAGCAACGAAGCCAAAUUUGAACCAUCUUCCGGAUAUACAUUACGCGCCACCAUUGAUUGUGAACGCGACGAGAUUUAUAUAUUUUCUAGCCUCAGCAAGGUUAAGGAUCGUAGGGAUAUACAGCAUGUAGAUGCAUCAAACUCAUUUUGGGUCUAUUCCCUGCGAGACCACAAGUGGUCGAGGAUAUACUACUGCCGCCAUAGUGGCCAAGAUGCAAACUCUAUCAGCAGGAUGAAUAUUUUGGGUGCUAGCAAGGGGGAUGGAUCUCUAGAGCCGUGUCCCCGUUAUGCCCACCAGUUGGUGUACGAUGACCUGGCAAAUACUCACUAUUUGUUCGGAGGAAAUCCGGGAAUCUGCCAGCAGCAGCAGCUUAGGCUGGAUGAUUUUUGGCUUCUGCGCUUGGAAAAACCAAAACGGGAGGAGAUCCUGAAGCAUUGUCGGUUUUUGGUGCGUAAACUGCGCUAUGAGGAAAUGACUCGCCAGGAUCCCUUGAAGGCAAUGCAGUAUUUGCGGCAUCAUAUAGCCGCUGUAAUUGAUCAUAGUGAUGCGGAACAAUUGAAUAAUUUCCACAAACUGGCUUCUUUGCUAUUUAAAAACCAUGAUAAUAGCCUCGAAAGAGAUUGUACCACACCGGCUUUGAUUGCUGAAGAUCUCGAAACGGAUCCCGAUGUAUCGUCAAAAAUUAAAGAUGAAUUGGCUGAUGGUCCCGCCGCAGAAAAUCUUUCACUGGAGUCGAACGAAAGCCUGAUCUCAUCCGGCAUCUCGGAGACCGCCUCCAGCCCAAGCUCCUCGUCGUGCACCAAAAGAGCUCGUACGGAAUGCCCUCGUGAGCUUAAGAACAAACGAGCUUUCCUGUUCAACAAACUGGUGCAACUUAUGCCACCGAGUAUGGUCCAACCAGAGCGCAAUCUGAGCGACUUUGUGGUCAUGUGAACGUCCAAGUGCCAAAAUCGAUUUGCUACAAUCCCCAAUCCAUGAUUAAAUUUAGCUUAUUAAGUGCGUGAGAGUUUUGUUUAUAAUUGUUGAUCAAUGUGAUGUUUAGUUCGCUUGUUCCUCAAUAUAAGGUUCAAUGGCCAAUGCGAAGUAUGACGGAAAUAUGAUUUUAUUGUGAUAGUUUGUUUGUAAUGAAGCUCGGCGGAAGUCAUGCGAUUCGAAGAUGUUGCGCCCAAGAUAAAAUAUAAAAAGUUUGUAAAACAUGUUAAAUUUAAUCGAUUGCGUAUGUUAACUAUAAGUUUGAAAUAAACAACAGUUUUUUAUCGUCCAAA
Messenger RNA from Drosophila ficusphila, 3003 nucleotides. It is a transcript of the gene muskelin, whose product is annotated as muskelin. Lineage: Eukaryota; Metazoa; Arthropoda; Insecta; Diptera; Drosophilidae. The coding region runs from base 107 to 2671 and encodes 854 amino acids. The transcript is spliced from 10 exons. Gene Ontology annotation, cellular component: cytoplasm. The record is from RefSeq and is a predicted model, not a curated record. Gene Ontology annotation, molecular function: protein binding.